GUGGACAAGUUUUCAUAGGAUCAUUGAAGCUGAGAAGAAACUUUUCUUUCCACCUUAUUCCUUGUCAUCUUGUGUUUGCUUCCGUUGAAACGAGAAUGGGUCAACUGUGUGGACGAUGCAUGCAGCUGCUGUGUGACUUCAUGGCCUUUGUUCAAAGGAUGUCCUCCAGCUUGGUGCAUGGCAUCAAGGAAUUCCUAACUCUGAUAAUAAAAUGCUCCUGCUUAAAACAAAGUGGCUCUAAAACCAGACAGCUCUACAAGCCCAUCCUGCAGCCUCAUGAGAGGGUGACAGUGCAGGAGUUUCUGCAGCAUAUCGAAACAGGUUUUGAAAUGUCACCACUUGGGAAGGACCCUCUGGAAGCUUUGAGGACCUUAGCCUUUUCAGAAAACCCAGGUUUACAGCAGUCUGCUGCCCUCUAUUACCUGCAUAUGAGUCAGCACAUGAACAUCCCCCUGCCUGUGGAGCAUCUGGAACCCUUCUAUGCUUUGUUACGGUCUACUGACCUGGAGGUGCAGCAAAUGUCUUCUUUGUCCCUUGUCAACUUUUUGCUGGAAGGAAAUGUUGACAAAGAAUUAGUUGUCCAGAUGGGUUUACUUGAGCCAAUUCUCGAUCUGCUUGAGUCAGAGGAUCCCACUGUCCAAUGUAAUUCCUGUGCCUGCAUCAUGACUUUGGCUGUUUCAGAGUCCAACCGAGAGGCUAUUGGUGCCGCUCGAGGAGUUACACCCCUGCUGUCUCUUGCCAAGUCCUACGAUCCUAGAGUCCAGCAGAAUGCAGUUGGUGCUAUUCUCAACCUCACACAAUCAGAGAAAAUCCAACAGGUCCUAUGCAAAGAAGGAGCCCUGCCAGUUCUUGCCUUGCUGCUGGACUCUCCUGACUCAGAAGUGCAGUAUUACAGCUGUGUUGCACUAAGCAAUGUGGCAGCCAAUGUUCAGCACCACGAAGCCAUGCUGAGACCCAGCAACAGAUUCCUGCUGCAUACGCUCAUCUCUCUCCUGUCUUCUUCUGUGGAUAAGGUUUCAAGCCAGGCGUGUGUUUGUCUAAGAAAUUUGGCUACAAGUGCAGACAUCCAGGCCGAGAUGGUUGCUGAGGAUGUCCUGCCCAAGCUGCGCUCUCUCCUGGCAUCUAGCAGUGAGGAUGUGCGUCAUGCAUCCGUUGCUCUGCUCUGGAUACUGUCCCAGCACCCACACAACCAGGACACUCUGGCAUGUGCUGAGCUACUGCAGAGCCUGGGGAUGCUACUGUCAGCACAUAAAACAGACCCUGUGAUUGUUGGCCAUACUGCUUGUAUCAUCAAAAACCUGAGCCUUUCUCAAAACAGACAGAGAAUCCUUGAGAGCCCAUGUGUUGAAGCUCUCCUCCAGACCAUGCUUUCUACUGACACUCAAGAAGACUCUCUUCAUUAUGUGACAUCUUGCCUUGCUGAACUAGCGAAGCAAGAAGGAGCCACAUCAUGCAUGGUCCAAUGGAUGGAUGAACCCUUGACAAAGUGCUUGGUGAGACUGGCUGGCCAACUGGAACAUACUGAGCCAUCCUUUCAUGCUGCCUCCAUCGUCCAGCACAUGAUAGGGCACGGAAAAAUGAUGCUGCUGUUGAAGCAGCGCAUGGGAGAGAUUCAGGCCUACCUCAGGAAUUUCCUUACCCACCAAGAGCUUCGCUUUCAGCAGCUGGGCAUCUCUACAUUCUGCAGACUAAGAGAAGAUCCAGAAUUUUCAUUAGCAUUCAGAAAAAGCCAAAUGGCCAAACUCCUUGAGCAAGUCCGUCGACAGACAGAAGAAACUCAAGAGCUCCUUAGGGUAGCUAUUUGCCAUGAAGAAAUCUAAUAUUUAAGCCACAUGGCUUAUGAAAACUUACCAGAUCCGAGGGCCUGAUCUUUCAGAGAAGGCAAUUCAUUUCAUUGGCACCUGCAGUUAAAAUUUUUCUGCUACAUACAGUUUCAUCUCACAACGUGGUAACUUCAAUAGCAAGAACCAGAGCAGAUCAAAAGACAACCUCUUGAAUGCUUUGGCUGCCUGCUUAAGCACUACAGCUACAUUCCUUCCAACUGUUUGGAGAACACCUGUUAUGCUUAGGUAAUCUUCCAUCAUUUGUUUUGGG
This is a messenger RNA of Dryobates pubescens (Downy woodpecker), 2094 nucleotides long. RefSeq lists its product as uncharacterized. Gene Ontology annotation, molecular function: protein-membrane adaptor activity; protein binding. Gene Ontology annotation, biological process: nucleus-vacuole junction assembly. Bases 96 to 1820 code for a protein of 574 amino acids. The record is from RefSeq and is a predicted model, not a curated record. Lineage: Eukaryota; Metazoa; Chordata; Aves; Piciformes; Picidae. The transcript has 14 exons.